AUGGACCACUCUCGUCUAUCUCUUUCUUUCACCCGUCUCUCCGUCAUCUCCCGCACACUCUGGAACAGCUACAAGGCAUAUGGACCCAUCCCUCUGUACAUCAACCUCCCAACUAUCGACGAUCCAGCUCACGAUCUCACUGAGAAGCAGCUGUGUUACCAUAACUUUUUGGACGUCCAGAACCUAGAGUUGAAGCUGCACCGACGAUUUGUUCUCAUCUGCUUGGUCUCGAGCCCCUUUCUACUGACGCUGUCGUUGGAGGCGCUUCCAGGAGCCAUCGAUCCCAAGGAGGAUCUGUGGACCGCCCGGAUCACGCUUGUGCAGCUUUACGAUGGCUUCUUCAAGCAGUGGCUCAGAACCAACAGGGCACGAUUGGAGAGCAAUUCACUGACCACAAGGGACCAAGAUGCAUCCGACUUGCUUACAGAGGACGAGGGCGACUUUUUCUACCACGGUAUCUAG
Linnemannia hyalina is the source of this 462-nucleotide messenger RNA. The record is from the annotation of a GenBank genome assembly. Lineage: Eukaryota; Fungi; Mortierellomycota; Mortierellomycetes; Mortierellales; Mortierellaceae.